CUGCAGGAACGUCGCCCAUCGCUCGCGCGUCUGGUUUGGAUCACAAGCCCCCGUGAGUGGGGAGCUGGGACCAGCCACUCACACUGACGGCUCCGACUUGGAGCAAGUUUGCGGCCGCCAUGCCGACACACCGUGAAACGCAGCGAGGGCUGGAGCUGCAUCUGCUGCUGCUUGGCGGCUUGGCGUGCCUUGUGGUCCCAUGGGGUGCAGUGGCAGUACGACUGCACCCGAGAGAUGCCACGAGUCUCGCCUUGCUGGCCAGCGAGUGGAAUGGCUUCAACGGCAGCGAAACGUGGGGGUUGCGCGACGUGGACUGCACUGCAAUGGAGGGCGUCUUCUGCGAUAAGGAUGGGUUCGUCGCUGCCAUAAUGCUUAAACUGAAGAACUUUGGAGCGCCAAUACCCGACAUGAUCAGCCGAUUCCAGCGCCUCAACACCCUGUCAGCUCUUGCUGCUUCAAUAUUCGCCAUGAGCAGCAUCCCUUUAUGUCAAGCACUUGUGCUACCGCUUUGUACUUUUUUCGCCUUGCUUUCUUGGGUGAGGCUAGAGCUGAGUAGCACGGCCGCUCAGGAUAUGAUGCCCUUGCUUUGCAUAGGCGUGUGGUGACAGUUUUUCUCGAUUAUGAAUGAACGCCAGUUAUGACUGCAUUGCUUUUGCCAACUUGCCACGAAUGAUAUACCAGCUUGUGGGUUUCGUUUUUCCUCUUUAACCAACCCCCCUGUGGCCCCGUGGAUGGGGGUAGAGUGGCGGAUUCACGAGGGCAGGCUGGCUGGCAGCAGCCAUCUGCUGGGAUCAUGGUCUCAGGUGUGCUCAGGAGCAUGCCUUACAUGGGUGGGAGGCAAGGAGGAGCUGAUGUAAAGGCGGUGCUCUCCACGGUUCGGACCCCACCCACCCAAUCUGGCCAGCUCCUCAGCCCUCCCCUCUAACCUUAACUUUCCCUACCCUCACUCCCAGCCUUUCUCACUGAACGCCGAUUUCCCUCCAAUUGCUGGCCCCUUGCCUCAUCUCUCAGAUUGCUUCUCGUGUGCGAAGUCACAGGUACCAUCCCUGAUGCCCUCUUCAGCCUGGAGCAACUGAACAUUCUGUAA
Molecule: messenger RNA, 1087 nt
Organism: Closterium sp. NIES-67
Lineage: Eukaryota; Viridiplantae; Streptophyta; Zygnematophyceae; Desmidiales; Closteriaceae
Source: the annotation of a GenBank genome assembly